This is a messenger RNA of Conger conger (European conger), 3118 nucleotides long. RefSeq names its product cytokine-like nuclear factor N-PAC. The record is from RefSeq and is a predicted model, not a curated record. Gene Ontology annotation, molecular function: NADP binding; NAD binding; oxidoreductase activity, acting on the CH-OH group of donors, NAD or NADP as acceptor. The transcript has 15 exons. NCBI's taxonomy places the organism in Eukaryota, Metazoa, Chordata, Actinopteri, Anguilliformes, Congridae. The coding region runs from base 199 to 1674 and encodes 491 amino acids.
AUAGUGCGGAUUCUAUGCAAACUUUCCUACAUGAGGCUCAUGUUAGAGCUACAGUAGGAGUUCUUCAUCUCGAACUACUUGAACACAUCUUUGCUAUGGAAUGGUAGCUAGAUCAUGUGAUAUGAGUGGGUGUGUUCUUUUUCUUCCUUGGAUGCUGUUUGCUGACUGUUCGACGUAGCUGGCUGUUAAAGUCCUAAAAUGGCGAACUUGCACCUGAGAAUUGGGGACUUGGUUUGGGGGAAGCUUGGCCGUUAUCCACCAUGGCCAGGGAAGGUUGUAAGUCCCCCCAAGGACUUGAAGAAACCAACAGGCAAAAAAUGUUUUUUUGUUAAAUUCUUCGGAACCGAAGAUCAUGCUUGGAUAAAGGUGGAACAACUGAAACCCUACCAUCCACACAAGGAGGAGAUGAUCAAAAUUAACAAAGGCAAAAGGUUCCAGCAGGCAGUGGAUGCAGUGGAAGAGUUCUUGAAGAAAGGCAAAGGAAAGGAACAGGCAUCCCAUAAUGCUAGUUCUGAAGACAAAAGCAAAUCUAUCCUGGCUGGUGGGAAAAAGCGCAAGAGUCCAACAACAGUGAAAGCCCUGUUGGAGGAAGAUAAGAAAGACCUAGCCUCUCAUAAGCAAACCUUUUUUGAAAAAAAUAAGAAAGUAAAGGAUGGCCCAUAUUUUCAUCACUUCCUGCUCAGCCAGACUGAGAAGCCAUGUUCUUCCAUGGAGCCCAUCAGCAAAAGACUGAAGAUUAUUGAGGAGGCUGCAUCAACAUCUAUUCAAGCGGCAGACAGCACAGCCAUUAAUGGUAGCAUUACACCUACAGAUAAAAGGAUCGGGUUCCUUGGAUUAGGACAUAUGGGAAGUGGAAUAGUUUCUAACCUGUUAAAAAUGGGCCAUGUUGUCACCGUGUGGAAUCGCACGGCAGAAAAGUGCGACUUGUUCAUCCAAGAGGGAGCCACAUUAGGGCGUACACCAGCAGAAGUCGUGUCCAUGUGUGAUAUAACCUUUUCCUGCGUGUCAGACCCAAAAGCUGCUAAAGAUCUAGUUCAAGGCCCCAGCGGAGUGCUUCAGGGAAUCCGACUAGGGAAAUGCUAUGUGGAAAUGUCCACGGUUGACCCGGAAACAAUCGCUGAACUGUCGCAGGGCAUCACAUCUCGAGGGGGUCGGUUCCUGGAGGCCCCAUUGUCAGGCAGCCAGCAGCUGUCUAAUGAUGGGAUGUUGGUUAUUUUAGCUGCUGGUGAUAGAACUGUAUAUGAAGACUGCAGCAGCUGUUUCCAAGCUAUUGGAAAAACAUCUUUCUUCUUGGGUGAAGCGGGGAAUGCUGCAAAAAUGAUGCUAAUCCUUAGUAUGGUACAAGGCAGCUUUAUGGCAACAAUUGCAGAGGGUUUAACAUUGGCUCAGGUCACUGGUCAGUCGCAGCAAACAUUCCUGGACAUUCUCUGUCAGGGACAAAUGGCAAGCACCUUCCUGGACCAGAAAUGCCAAAAUAUCUUGCAGGGCAACUUCAGACCUGACUACUAUUUGAAGCACAUUCAGAAAGAUCUUCGGUUGGCAAUUUCAGUGGGUGAUUCGGUCAAUCACCCAACUCCAAUGGCUGCAGCAGCAAAUGAGGUCUAUAAGAGGGCAAAAGCCCUGGACCAGUCUGACAACGACAUGUCGGCAGUGUACAGAGCUUAUAUUCACUGAAUCUUACAAUGGGUUUCAGACUUUCCUCCAUAUAUGUAUACACUUCAAUAUAAUUUUUAUAUUUACUUUUUUAUGAAUCUGCUCAGAUUCUGCCUAUUUGGCAGCAGUGAUAUUUCUUCCCAUAUGCGAUGGGAACUGUUUGUAAGCCUAAGUAUUGCACUGACUUUGUACUAGAGUAAUUGCUUAUUCAGCUCCUCAGUGUUUAUAAUAGGGUGAAAUGCAGUAUCUCUUGUAUUAAAUGUAUACCUUUUAUUCAUUGCACUCAUUUUUAAAGGGGAUUAAGGUUGACUUGUCAUUCAUGGCCACUCAUGAGUUCUAUUAUUUAAAUUUGCUAUCUGUACUCUCCUAUCUUCGUCCAGGGUGAUGUAAAUUAGAAAAUUGUUUAUAUUGAGAGCUGGCUCAAGAGGCAUCAAGAAAAUACCAUUUCAAUGCCUUAAUAUUGUAACCCACAUGAGAUGUAUUUAUUUAAUUUUCUGAGGCUUAAUUCUCCAAUACAGAAAACAGGGGAAAUUACAUUCCCAUAUCUUGCAAUUGUAGCAUAUCCAAUGCCUUAAAAUAUAAUACAUUUAUAGUUAACUGUUAAGGAAACUUACAUGGGGUAGUUGAUGUUCAAAAUAUGUGCAAAGUAUUAUAGUAUCUUUGUACUAUCAAUUAUUAGAAUUUAAACCUAUGAACUCUUAUUUUAUAAUUUCAUUAUGGACUGUAUAUCAUUGAAUGAAUUGCAAUGAAUAGUUUCCUGUGUAAAUGUUGCCAAAUCCUUACCCACCCCAUCUCUAAUGAUGUGCUGCUAGUUCAGCUGCAUUUGACAUUUUGUGCUUUAACACUUGUGCUGUUAUUCACAGCACAUGAAAUGGAACAGUGUACAUGUAUUUUAUCCAGAACUCACCAAUGCCAUUCCACCUUUGAAAUAAAAAAACCUGUAUGUUUGGGAGUUGUGUACACCCAUAAAAAUAUACGUAAUGCAAAGUAUACUCUAGAAAUUGAGCAUGCAUUUUUAAAGGAUAUUAAUUUUGGUUAUUAAUGGUAUAAUGGGUGGCAUUGGAUUGAAUUUGGAAAAUAUUUUAUCAUAUUUAAUAAAGUAAAACAAUAAUACUUAGGAAACAUUGUGGGCUUUACUUUCUGUAAGUGUCUUGUUAUUUUAUAGGUAAAUUUUCACCUCUAUAAAAUAUGUAUAAUGUUAAUGCAUUGUUAGAAAUAUUUGUUUUAACUGACUAUCAUUUUAGUCAGCCUAGUUUUAUGUAUUCCAAUAAACCUUUCCCUUGUACAUUUUCAAGGAUAUGCAUUUGUCAAAAUAAUUCUAAACUGCAUAAGCUUGUUUCAGUUAAGUGAUAUGGCUACUCUGUAAUUCUGAAAUAUACAAUCUGUUGUGUGUAUGACUAGUGUUAUUCUGUGUUCCAUUUUCCUUAUUUUGUCAACAUGCUGAAUAAAAGAACAGGUUUAUGUA